AUGUUGCUCAUACUGUCAUUCCUUGCAUUCUUACCGACGAUGGUCAUUACUUGUAAAGGAUCAUCUGGAUGUUGUCAAUCAUCCUCUCAUCGUCCCCCACCACCUGUAGGUGGUGUUUGCAUGCCAAGCGCUUGUCAGCCAGGCUACCAAUGCGGACAAUAUGGAUGCGCUAGAAGGCGCAUUUUGGCAGGUUUAACCAAACGAAUUGAUGGUGUCAUUGUCAAUGAUGAUGAUGAACAGGCCAAUACUCCUGAUAUGGUAGACUCAGAACUGAUCACCGAUGUGUCACGUUUGAAUUUGAACCCUGCUCGGCUUACAAAUCCCAACUUCAUCUUCAGAACAUGUUGUGAAUCUCGUGGACUACCGGAUUCAUGCCUCAAGCAUUGUCAUUUCAAUACAUAUAAUUCUCAAACUCUCGAAUCUAUGUUCCGAAAUCAGGAUUCCUGUCCCGUUGAUGCUGUCAAUGAAAUUCACUACUGUGCAGCUCAAGGAAUAGAUCAUCGCGAGUGUUGUUCCAUAAGAGGUGUGGGAGCAACGAUUGCUGGUCAAAAGUGUCUGACAUUCUGUGAUCAACGUCCAAAUAGAUUUACACCCAUUGAUGCUAGCUAUUUGCCAUGUUUUGAUGUUUUUGAGCAAAUGAAACGAUGUUUCUACGAUGAGAUCAAACAUCGAGCAGAAGCAAAGUUCGGACGCAAUACAUCGUCUGCUAAAGAUGGAGAUUUUUGA
Auanema sp. JU1783 is the source of this 726-nucleotide messenger RNA. Lineage: Eukaryota; Metazoa; Nematoda; Chromadorea; Rhabditida; Rhabditidae. The record is from the annotation of a GenBank genome assembly.